AUGGCAGACAAGCUAACUCUGCGGCCUUCAGGCUCGCUCGAGUCCAAGCUAUCCUCAUCAGUCGACUCAGCAGCUUCUGAUACCUUUCCAACCGAAAGGCCAGACUUUUUUUCCGGUGUGCGCAAAGGAAUUAAAAAGUUAGGGUCUAUUUCCACAGGCCCGCGGCCCGGGCAGCAUUCCAACAACGAACGCCUAUAUUCAAGCACGCUCGACUCUCAUAACAUCUCUGGCUCUGAACGACACCAGCCACCAAGAAAAGGCCAUGUACGAAGCACAAGUGACCUUGGGAAGCCGCUACCUGCCACGCCUGCCUCGCCCACCGUCAAGCAGCUCUUGCGAGCUCCAUUUUCUCCACCAUAUACACCUCAAGUUGCCCUGGGUACGGCCCGUCAGCCAAUAAACGAUAGUCGCACCAGCACAAUGGACUCAACAACCUCAGGAGCUUCUUCAAUCUACACCGCGUUCAAAUCGACUGGAAAUUUGGGGGAUUUGACUCGCUCAGAUACAGAAGAAGAUAUUAAAGAAGAAAUUACUACGCCAAAGAGUAACGGUCCUUCAUCAGCGGCUCCAUCGCCGGGGCCUGCUUCUCGAUCGUCUGGAAACGGAGUGGCAGGUACUUCAGGAGGCCCAUCUCAACACUUGUCGGGUCUCAUGUGUAAUGUUCAUCGUACAACGGGGCAAGAACCAUAUCCCCUGGUGGGUGCAACUACAACAAUAUUAGGCGAUAAACUUUACGUAUUUGGUGGGCGUAUACUAUCACGAACUCGCCCAGUUUUAACCUCUGACCUCUAUGAGUUGGACCUGAUACGGCGGCAUUGGGUUCGAAUAAGUACUUUCGGUGAUAUACCGCCUCCUCGUUAUUUUCACAGUCUGUGUCCCUUGGGGGAUAACAAGCUCAUUUGUUACGGCGGCAUGUCGCCUGCGCCAAGUCAAUUGCAAUAUGGUUUAAUGAAGUCAAAUGUUGAUACUCAAUCAGAAGUGGUAGUCAUGUCUGAUAUUCACAUGUACGAUGUCCCAACUCGGAAGUGGACUUUCAUACCAUGUGGUGAUGCACCCCAAGGUCGAUACGCCCAUUGUGCGACAAUCUUACCCUCAUCUACUAUCUCCUUGACUUUAAACACCUCUUCUCCUUCCAAUAAAUCAAAUAGUAAUGAUGACAUAGACCUUUAUGGUGGGGCUGAGAUGGUUGUAGUUGGAGGUCAAGAUAGCACUAACCACUACAUUGAGCAGAUAAGUGUUUUCAACUUCCGGAUGAUGAGGUGGACCAGUACUCAACAAUUAGGGAAGAGCUGUGGUGCGUACCGAAGUGUUGUCGCGCCGCUCACUCGAAAAACUUCUGAAGACCUGGGAGCGUCAUCACCCGCAAAGUCAGACACAAAUACGUCCCAGGAAACUAAAGACGCAGGGUCUUCAAUGCUAAUCUAUUCUAAUUACAACUUCCUAGAUGUAAAAUUAGAAUUGCAGAUACGUGCUCCAGAUGGCACACUUACCGAGAAGCUAAUGCAAGGCACAUUCUCGCCACCAGGUCUUCGAUUUCCCAAUGGCGGAAUUAUUAAUACAAAUUUUGUUGUCAGCGGCACCUAUCUUACAUCCUCAAAGCAAGAAUACGCUUUGUGGGCCUUGGAUUUACGGACAUUAACCUGGAGUCGAAUUGACGCAGGCGGCAGUGUAUUCAGCCAGGGUAGCUGGAAUCGCGGUGUGCUCUGGAAUCGGCGAAAUACCUAUGUAAUUUUGGGCAACAGAAAGCGAAGCUUGGUAGAAGACUACAACCAUCGACGUAUUAAUUUUACAAACAUUUGUACCGUUGAGCUAGAGGCAUUUGGCUUAUACGAUAAUCCGAGAAAGGUCUCGCCCAUGUCAGGAUUUGUCUCAGCGAGCUAUCCCUUCUCUGCCGCUUCUACUAAAUUUAUCUCGAAGACUGGAUGGUCAGUGGGUGGUCGUCCGCUCUCAAAAGCAGCUGAGGAAUUAGGUCAAGCUGCACUCGGACUCCGAGAGCUUUCUGAUAUGGAUAUUCUCUGUGUAAACGGAGAACGCAUACCAGCUAAUUCUCGGAUAAUUGCUAAGAGGUGGGGACCUUAUUUUAUACAACUGCUUCGUGAGGGAAGCAUUACACAGGAUGCCAGUGAUGCAGCGACUCUUCGACCCGAGAACAUGACCUCUAGCAAGAACCGAAACUCAAAUAUUACGAUAACUCCCCGCAAUGGACGAUACCUAAAUAAAGCCUCGACUGGCCAUAAUAGGUCCAUUGAUAUUUCAAAUCUGCUGAACCCACCUGAUCCAAACUCUCUGUCACCUACCGCGCGGCCGCGGACCUUAUACUUACCCCACACUAAACCAACAGUGCAAGCUCUCCUACACUUCAUCUACAACUCUACACUCCCAUCGUCUUCAUCGUCCUUGUGUACACCCCAGAUCCUCUGCUCGCUCCUUCAAAUCGCUCGACCAUACAAAGUCGAUGGUCUUUUGGAGGCAGUUGUCGAACGUCUCCAUGGCGUACUUGAUUCACGUAACGCCGCCGCUGUAUUUAAUGCAUCAGCUAUGGCGGCCGGUGGAGGCCCCUCUACCUUUGUCGCAGAACAUUGGAGUCUUAAUGACCUUCAAGGCACCCCUGGUUUUGAGUCUUGCGAUGUAGACUCUUCCACAGUCUACGAUUCUGGAGGCCAAGGCCUUGUGAUUAAUACAGGUUCUGGAGGAUAUGGACGAGCAUAUGAUGAUGACGAUCCUGGGAGUGCGACUGAAAGCGUACACAGCGACAUGAGUGGUAGCAACAUAAGCUCAAACUCUGGGAGGCCUGUGUGGGAUGGUAGCGUCAGUACAGUAAUUGGACUACAGAAACGAGGACUGAGAGGACUAAUGGAAGGACGACGUUUACGAGAGCGAGGCGGUAGCAUAGGGAUUAGGGAUGGGCAAGGAAAAGUCGGUUUAGGUUUGGGAAUUGCUGAUUGA
Messenger RNA from Blumeria graminis f. sp. triticale, 2946 nucleotides. The record is from the annotation of a GenBank genome assembly. NCBI's taxonomy places the organism in Eukaryota, Fungi, Ascomycota, Leotiomycetes, Helotiales, Erysiphaceae.